GUGUUGUUGUUGGUACUGCCGUUAGAUUUUCUUCUUGGUGUUAUUAUUGGUAUUGCGUUAGAUUUUCUUCUUGGUGUGUGGUCUCACACGUUUCUCCAGUAAGUAGUCUUGUAUAUUUCUUUAGUGGUGGUUUUGUACGUUUCUUUGGUGGUAGUCUUGCAUAUUUUUUUGGUGGUCUUGCAUGUUUCUUUAGUGGUG
Racocetra persica is the source of this 198-nucleotide messenger RNA. NCBI's taxonomy places the organism in Eukaryota, Fungi, Glomeromycota, Glomeromycetes, Diversisporales, Gigasporaceae. The record is from the annotation of a GenBank genome assembly.